Molecule: messenger RNA, 1310 nt
Organism: Chelonoidis abingdonii (Abingdon island giant tortoise)
Lineage: Eukaryota; Metazoa; Chordata; Testudines; Testudinidae
Gene: RAB5B
Product: RAB5B, member RAS oncogene family
Molecular function (GO): GTP binding; GTPase activity
Source: RefSeq, a predicted model, not a curated record
CAGGAGAGUUGAGCCACUAGGAUACUGUUCCUGGGCUCAGAACCAAGCCAAGAGCUGGUCAGUGGCGCGAAGGUUCUCGGAUCCUCUGGGGCACAGGGUGUGACCAGAAUCCAGGCCAUGACCAGCAGAGGAGCCGCUCGGCCGAAUGGUCAGUCCCAAGCUAGUAAAAUCUGUCAGUUUAAGCUGGUGCUGCUGGGCGAGUCCGCGGUGGGGAAGUCCAGUCUGGUGCUGCGCUUCGUCAAGGGUCAGUUCCACGAAUACCAGGAGAGCACCAUUGGGGCGGCGUUUCUCACACAGUCUGUCUGCCUGGAUGACACAACAGUCAAAUUUGAGAUCUGGGACACGGCUGGCCAGGAGCGAUAUCACAGUCUGGCCCCAAUGUAUUACCGGGGGGCACAAGCUGCCAUUGUGGUCUAUGACAUCACCAACCAGGAAACAUUUGCCCGAGCGAAGACAUGGGUGAAAGAGCUGCAGCGGCAAGCCAGCCCCAACAUUGUCAUAGCCCUAGCAGGCAACAAGGCCGACCUCGCCAACAAGCGCAUGGUAGAAUAUGAAGAGGCACAAGCUUAUGCAGAUGACAACAGCCUAUUGUUCAUGGAGACGUCGGCCAAGACAGCGAUGAAUGUUAAUGAUCUCUUCCUGGCGAUAGCCAAGAAGCUGCCAAAGAGCGAGCCCCAGAGCACGGGUGGCAUGGCGGGACGGAACCGAGGAGUGGACCUCCACGAGCAGACCCAGCAGAACAAGAGCCAGUGUUGUAGCAACUGAAGGGUGGUGUUCGAGAGCGAGGCCGGCGCGAGACGACGAGCUAAGAGAGACCCUCCAUUCCCACCCCUGUCCACCACACUUCACCUCCCCUAACACCGGCGCACCGACCCCCGGCUGAACCGAAUCCCUCCCGGCGCCUCUAAUUGCACUUUUUAAUGCUUCAGAACCACCGCCAGACAUCUGUUCCCACCAGGCCAGUGACAGUGGAACCAGAUCGACCGGGGACUUAACUUCCAAAAAACAAACUCUUCACUUUGUAUUAUAGGUGCAAAUAGCUACCUAAUUCUGAUUGGUUCCCCAUCUCCUCCUCCCAGCUAACUCCUGCCACCUACCCACCCACCCCAUCUUUGCUUUGGUAAAUCUGUGUUCUCUGUCCCAUACCACCUGUCCUCUUCUACCGCCCCCCUUUAUUUAAUGCUGGGGGGAGGGGCCUAAAGGAGGUGGAAACUUAAUCCUUGUAGGUUUAUUUUAUGAAGAAUAAGUUGAAUGGGGACCUACAGAAAACACUGUUUUCUGAGGGUGUCUUUUGUGGGUUUACGCUUUAA